CUUGCGAAACCCUCUCUUACCUGCAAUUUCAAAUGGUUACUCCUGCUGUUAAACACACCAUUGUGAAGAAGCGCACUGCUCACUUCAAGCGCCACCAGUCUAACCGCUUCAUGCGCGUUGGUGAAUCCUGGAGAAAGCCCAAGGGUAUUGACAGUCGUGUCCGCAGACGCUUCAAGGGUCAAGCUCCCAUGCCCAAGAUCGGUUACGGAUCCGCUAAGAAGACCCGCCACCUUCUCCCCAACGGUUUCCGCAAGUUCCCCGUCUCCAACCUCAAGGAGCUCGACCUCUUGUUGAUGCACAACCGUACCUACGCCGCUGAGAUCGCCCACAAUGUCUCUUCCAAGAACCGCAUUGCCAUCAUUGAGCGUGCUGCUCAGCUCAACGUCAAGGUUGUCAACGCCAACGCCCGUGUCAGAUCCCAGGAGUAAACACAGAAAUCAUCUUUUUGUAAACCAUCAAAAAACCUUAUAUAAACAGGAAGUAAUCGCCUCGAAUUGUUUUGUGAGUGUUA
Molecule: messenger RNA, 511 nt
Organism: Umbelopsis ramanniana AG
Lineage: Eukaryota; Fungi; Mucoromycota; Umbelopsidomycetes; Umbelopsidales; Umbelopsidaceae
Exons: 3
Coding region: 33-428 (131 amino acids)
Biological process (GO): translation
Cellular component (GO): cytosolic large ribosomal subunit; ribosome
Molecular function (GO): structural constituent of ribosome
Source: RefSeq, a predicted model, not a curated record